CAACACCGAGGAAGCUGCUGUUCAUGGUGGAUGGUGAUGGAAUUGUGGGCACCUUGAAGCUGGGUGGCCGCGGCGAUGCUGCAGGCACGGGGGACUACAUCACCGCGGCCUCGCUGCUGAUCGCAGUCAUCAUCUUCUGCAUCAGCUUGCUGAACCUCUUCAUCGCGGUGCACGGCCGCGCCUACUCGGAGGCCCAUGCCCACGCCACGGAUCUCUUCCUGCAGGAGCGGUCCAGCAUUUGCUUGAGCUGCAUGGUGCAGCCUCAGCUGCCCUGCCUAGCCCGAGGGCGAUGCUGGCUGGUGUUCUGGUGCAUCCUGUCAUUCAUCCUACUCGGACUUUGGGUGCUUUGUAUUGUUAUCGAGGACUGCCCCGCCUGGUUGGCCGCCUUCAUUUUAUUCUUCGCCUUCUACCUGUUGAACGGCUGCUUGCUGGCGUGGCCAUGGGCCAGCGAGGAGGUCCGAAGGGAGAGCUUCCUCUGGUGGUGCGCCCCCAGCGGUCGGAAGUACGGGAACUCCGGCGAGGAGGCGGAGAGUGAGCGGCUCAUCGAGGACAUGGCGGAGCGGCUGGUGAGGCUGGAGAAGCACGUGGACGAGCUGCGGCUGGGCAGUAUGCAGCCCCGGACCCCGGCCAACCUGAAGCAGACCCGCCAGUCCUGGCGCUGAGGAUCCAGGGAGACUUCUCCGGUGAACCGGCGCCGUUUUUCAAUGCGGCCAAAGUCGCGUUUUAUGUUGAAAAGGCCCGCGGUUCACGAAAUGACCCCCU
Molecule: messenger RNA, 762 nt
Organism: Effrenium voratum
Lineage: Eukaryota; Dinophyceae; Suessiales; Symbiodiniaceae
Source: the annotation of a GenBank genome assembly